AUGAGUCGAGCCGGCUACCUGCUGGCUCAGGCCGUUGCCGUGGCCGCUGUGAGCGCCGCCAUGGCCAGCGAGGGGUGCAGCAGGGCCUUCUCGGCCAUCAGUGGCGGCGUAUCGGCGCUGCACCGGGGCUCUGCAAUCAUACUGCUCCUGUUCCUCGUCUUUCUCGGCAUCGCUGCCGCCAUCGCCGACGGGGUGGUCACCGCCGAACGCGCGGCGAGGGUGUGGUCCGUGGUGCUUCCGGGCGUGCCGCUCGUCGCGCUGCCGAUCUCGGGCCUGCUGCUCCGGGACGACGAGAUCUUCGCGCUGGUCGGCGGGCAGAGCGCGGAGGCGCUUAGCUUCGAGCGGCUGUCGGGCUGGGUGGCGCCGACGCCCUUCCUGUUGGGGGCGGCGCACUCGAUGAUGCCCCGCGCGCUGCGGUGGAAGGGCAAGGUCGCCCUCGCCUGGCUCUGCCUCCACGCGCUCCACACCGCCGUGCUGGUGGCGCGCAUCGGCCCAAGCCCGAAUCUCUGCCGGCACAUGCUCUACCGCGCGGUCGCUCUGGCGGCCGGCUUCGGCGGCGGCGAGCUCACCGCCUGGGGCUUGCGCGGCGACGCGAUUCGGGCGCGGCUGCAGGCGGUCCGCGGUCGGCUGCGCCGGAAGGUGCACUCAGCGCAACCACUCACCGAGGCGGAGGAGGAGAUGCAGACCCUCUUGCUGCGCGAGGAUGGCCGCUGGCUGGCCGACGAGCAGGCUGCUGCUGCCGAGGGCAGUGGGGCCGCCGCCCAGCGCCUCGUGCUCGGGCGGCUGCUCGGCCGAGGCGGGUUUGCAGAUGUGUACGCCACCGAGUGGGACGGCAGGCCGGCCGCCGCCAAGGUGAUCCGACACGCCGAUGCGCGGGAUGGGCAGCGCGUGCGAAAGGAGGUGUCGUCGCUGCGCCAGCUGCGCCACCCGCGGCUCGUCGAGCUCCUCGCGUACGCGCGGCUCGACUGCGGCUCCGACGGCCUGCAGCACGUACUCAUCCUCGAGCUGAUGGCCGGAGGCACGCUCCACGACUACCUCAAGCGCGCAGGCGGCGCCGCCGGGUCGUCGCGCCAGCUGUGGACGCUGCUGACUGACACGGCGACCGCCCUCGCGUGGCUACACGGCCACGCGACGCUGCACCGCGACGUCAAGGCGUCCAACGUGCUGCUCGACGCCUCCCACUCGCGCGCCAAGCUGGGCGACUUUGGGCUCGCCACCACCCACUACGGCGAGCUCAGCCAGACCCCGGCCGUCGGCACCUGGAGGUACCUCGCGCCAGAGGCGUCGCGGCACGCCGGCGGAGGAGGCCGGCGGAGCAGCAUGUGGCACACGCCCGCAAGCGACGUGUACAGCUUCGGCCUCCUCCUCUUCGAGGCGACCUACCGCGAGCCCGCCUUCCAACUGCACCGCUCCGGCUGGUGCGCGCACCAGGCCGCCGUGGCCGGCGAGCGGCCGACGCCUCGGUGGCCUCGCGCUGCCGCCGGCGGGGGUGCGCUCGGCGUGCUCGGCGAGUGCGCGGCCGAGCUGAUGCAGCGCUGCUGGCACCGCGAGGCUUGCCGGCGACCGCACGCGGAGGAGGUGCUUACCGCGCUCUCUUCCCUCGCGAACGGCGAGGGCGAUGAGGAGGGCAGUGCCUUGCUCGGCGCCGCGCCGGGCAGCGGCUGCAGCGUCGGGUCUUCGUACCACAGCGACAAGGUCGAGGGCAGCUACUACACCGAGAGGAUCGGCGCGUCGCGGGAUCCGCAGCACGAGAUCGAGGUCGACAACCUCGAGAUCGACAAUCUCGAGGCGGAGCACGUCGGCGAGGGCGAGGCAGAGGUCGGCGAGGCAGAGUACACGCUGGCGUUCCUGGCGGUGGUUGCGGCGGCGGGCCUCGCGCUGCUGCCGGAGUGGCCGGGCUGGUACCUCGAGGCGGAGCUGCUGCAGCGGCUCGGGGUUGUCGGCGGCCUUCUGGCCUUCGCACUCGCGCGCCUGCUGCUGAGCGACCGCGCCAUCUCCAACGUGUUCGCCGCGCUCAGCCUCCUCGACGCGGCGUCGCACGCCACCUCGGGGACGCUCCAGCUCCUGUCGUCGCUCGACGGGAUGAGGGAGGUGUGUGACGGGAUGAUGCACAAUGCGCAUGCGAUCGCGCAGAUCGCCGCGAUCGUCGGCGCCAUCUACGCGUUCGUGCCGCGCUCGCUGUCCUGGCAGCUGAAGCUCGUCGGCGUGCGGUCUGUCAUCCUCGGCUGUUCGGCGUCCGUCAACGCGGUGCUCCUCGGGUCGCUCGAUCCAUUUCGGGUCCUGCUUCUCUACUGGAGCGCCCCCUUCCUCCUCACCUUCGCCGCCACCCACCUGAUCGCACGUGCCGCCAGUCGCGCUGCGUGGCUGCCGACCUCGCCAGCAGAGCACGACCUCGUCGCAAGCUUGACGUACACACUGACGAGGUCGGCCACACCGACGAGGGUGGACCGCAUGUACGAGGUCGUCCACAUCGACGAGCGCCCGACGGCCGAGGGGCAGCUCGACCCCGCGAGCGAGGCGCGGAGCAGCCGCCAUGCGGGCGGCCUGGCGAGCACCCACGCAGGGACGUACCCAUCCCUCGUCGACGCAGAGGCUGCUGGUGCCGCAGCCUCCCACUCCCGGCCGGGCGACGCGGCACCGCUGUCACUAUCGAGUAGUCUGCUCUGCAGCCGCGACGUCGACCGCGACGAAUCUUCGUCGUACUACAGCGACAAGGUCGAGGACAGCUACGGGUGGUCCUCGGCCUCAGGAGAGACCCACAGAGCAGGCAAGGGCCACUUCGGCGGUUCGUAG
Emiliania huxleyi CCMP1516 is the source of this 2793-nucleotide messenger RNA. RefSeq lists its product as hypothetical. Gene Ontology annotation, molecular function: protein kinase activity; ATP binding. The transcript is spliced from 8 exons. Lineage: Eukaryota; Haptophyta; Isochrysidales; Noelaerhabdaceae. Gene Ontology annotation, biological process: protein phosphorylation. Bases 1 to 2793 code for a protein of 930 amino acids. The record is from RefSeq and is a predicted model, not a curated record.